This is a messenger RNA of Crotalus tigris (Tiger rattlesnake), 2069 nucleotides long. It is a transcript of the gene TMEM158, whose product is annotated as transmembrane protein 158. The transcript has a single exon. The record is from RefSeq and is a predicted model, not a curated record. The coding region runs from base 617 to 1504 and encodes 295 amino acids. NCBI's taxonomy places the organism in Eukaryota, Metazoa, Chordata, Lepidosauria, Squamata, Viperidae. Gene Ontology annotation, molecular function: peptide binding.
AAAACGAAUUUAAAACUGAAGUGGAAGCUCUACAGUAGAAAAAAUCGGUGAAUGGAAAUGGCCUUUGGGGUGGCAGAAAGGAUGUUCCAUACAUCAGAGAUGAAGCAAGGGAUAAGAAUUGUCUUCCCAAUGAAAAGCCCCGCGCCAGCCGUUUCAUUUGAGGGGUGGGGUGCAGGGAGAUCCUACAGUGACGAAAUCAGGGAAACUCCUUCAUGUUAGGCAGCGAGAGGGGAAUCCUGGGCGGCGAUUGAGAGGGAGCAAACUGCUGCCUGGACGGUGAUCCAGUGGAAUUAGCGAUUCAGAGAAGCUGCCCAUUGGCUGCUGAGAGCGAAGUGGGGGGGGGGGUCGCCCUGGCUGAGAGUUUAAUCCAAAGGGAAGGAAAACUGGGAAUUAUUGCCGCCGCUGCCGCCGUUUUUGACGCUCUAUGCUCUUCGCCCCCACGCGCGCAUUCGCCUCGUAUCUCAACGGCGACCGCCUCGCCUCCACCCUCUCUCCGCCACUCCCUUUUCUCGCGGCCAGCCUUGCUCGCGCUUCCUAAAUGGAAACCGACAGCCGUCGCCGUAGCAGCGCCAUGCAAUCUCGUUCCCCUCCUCGGACAUUCCUCUAAGUCCGUGCCAUGCUGCUGCCCUUUCUCCCGGCACUGUUGGCCGUUUUAGCGUCAUCCUUUCCCUGCCGAGGCUGGUCUCCCUCGGCUUCUUCAGAAUCCGGACGAAAGGAGCCGCCAGGACUCACCCUGCCGCCUCUCAACUCCUCUUCCUCUCCCAAGUCCUUUGUAAAUGGGGGCGCGUUUCCGACCAAGAUCGAGGAAGGGCUAGGAGAGGCCACCGCGGCGGCGGCGGCUGCAGCUACCCCUUCACCUGGGUCACCUCGCUCCGCGCCCCAGCAGCAACAGCCCCGCGAGGAGCCGGCAUGCAACAUCAGCGUGCAGAGACAGAUGCUAAGCUCAUUGCUGGUGCGUUGGAGCCCGCUGGGCUUCCAGUGUGACCUCGUGCUCUUUUCCACGAGUGGCCCCGGCAGGCGCGCCUUUUUCUCGGCCGCCUUUCACCGCGUCGGGCCGCCGUUGCUUAUUGAGCAUAUCGGACUGGCAGCUGGUGGCGUCCAGCAAGACCUCCGCCUAUGCGUGGGCUGCAGCUGGGCGCGAGGUAGGCGCGUCGGUCGGCUUCGUCCGGGCGCCUCCAACCCAGCCGCGUCGUCUCCUCCUUCGGCUGCCCUCUACUCCUGGUCCACUCCGGACCAUGGACAGCCUUGGCAGCAAGGGGAACGCCUCCACUUCUGCUGUCUGGAUUUCAGCUUGGAGGAUCUCAAGGGGGAUCCCGGUUGGAGGAUGAACCGCAAGCCCAUCGAGUCCACCCUGGUGGCCUGUUUCAUGACUCUGGUCAUCAUUGUGUGGAGCGUGGCCGCCCUCAUCUGGCCGGUGCCCAUCAUCGCCGGCUUUUUGCCCAACGGCAUGGAGCAGCGGAGGAGUGCCCCCACCUCGACAUCUGGAACAACUGCAGCAAAAUGACCGCCUUCCUCCUGCAUCUGGUCCGAUGUGACCCGGGUUGUAUCGUUGUGGGGCUCUGGAUUGGGAAUGUUGCUAUAAAAAAUUGAUUUUUUUUAAUGUUAAAAGGAAUCUAUUUUGUAAAAUUUUACGUUAAAGCCAUCUUCUUAAUGUUGGAUAUAGAAGACUGGAGUUAGGUAGAAAUUUUCAAACUGGAUUGAUUUCUUGCCAGUAAUUCUUUUGAAAAGCAACCUAUACCUGCUUCUAGUUAGUUUACGUAUGAGAGUUUAUAGGUACAUUUAUAAUGUGCUCAAAUUCAUAUCUGAUAAAAUUACCAGAACCUGUGUAUUUGCUUAAAUAUAUUUAAAAAGAAACUCUUCUAAGUCAAUAUUUUAGUAGCAAUGCACACAGAAGUCCAGUACACUUUGCAGUAGUUGUAAGUUAUUUGUAUAUAAAUACAAAUUUGUCUUUGCAAAUGUAAAUUUACUAAAAAAAACUUUUUGACAGGACUUAAAUUUGCUAACACAAUAUUUGGUGGGUCUGAAUUUUAGUCUCUCUCUCUCUCUCUCUCUCUCUCUCUCUCUCUCUC